CGCAUCUCUCCUCGCUCUCAUCCAACCCCAAGAAAAGCUGUCCGCCUGCCGACAAGCUCUUGCUCUACCUCCCCCCGGACCAUUAUAGGAAAAGCGACGAGAAGACGGGUUCCUCUGUCGGGUCAUCAUGUCGAGCCAAUCGCCCUUCCCCCAGCCAACGAAGAACGUAGUUCUUGAUACGGCUUCCCUUCCCGCAUCCUCAUCGGCAUCAGUAUGGGAUCGCAUCUCGAAAUGGGUGUCGGGAAACAAGGCCCUUGUCUACACCAUUGCCGGUGUUGCUGUGGUCGUGACUAGCGCGGGUGUCGUCUACUACCUCAACGAUACGACUCGGACUACUCAGGCUCCUCCCGCAGAGAAGAAGAAGAGCAAGAACCAGAGAAGAAAGGAGAAGAAGAAGGCAGAGGAGGAAAAGAAGGCCAAGACUCCUUCUGUUCAGGAUGAGCCAGUGACGAAGAAGGUGGAGGAGUCUUCUGAGGAUCUCCCAGAGGUGGAUGAGGAAACCGUUGCACAGCUGUCGGAAGAGACAAGGAAGGCGUACGCAGCCAAGCUCAAGGCUGCCGGAAACAAGGCUUAUGGUUCCAAGGACUACAACAAGGCCAUUGAACUGUACGGAAAGGCCAUCCUCUGCAAGCCCGAUCCGGUCUUCUACUCCAACCGUGCCGCCUGCUAUAAUGUUCUGUCCGAGUGGGAGAAGGUCGUCGAAGAUACGAGUGCCGCUCUUGCCAUGGACAGCGAGUACGUCAAGGCCCUGAACCGGAGGGCCAUUGCAUAUGAACACCUAGAGAAGUACAGCGAGGCUCUUCUUGACUUCACUGCGAGCUGCAUCAUUGACGGCUUCUCCAACGAGAUCAGCCGCGUUGCUCUCGAGAGACUCCUGAAGAAGGUUGCAGAGAAGAAAGGAAAGGCCAUCAUCGAGGCGAAGGGCAAGAAACUCCCUAGCCCGACCUUCGUAUCCAACUACCUCCAGAGCUUCCGCCCCCAGCCCCUGCCGGAAGGUCUCGAUAAGUCUGCUGAUCUGAGUGAAGAAUCUGGCAAGGGUCAACUCCGCAAGGGUCUGCUUGCCAUGGCUUUGAAGACCGGUGAUGGCUAUGAGGAGGCUGCUGCUGCCUUCGAGAAGUCUCUCGAACUCGGAGAUUUGGGUGAAUAUGAGGCUCUGGCUCUUAACCUGAGAGCCACCUUCACCUAUCUCGAGGGUAACGCCCAGGCCGCCCUCUUGGACCUCAACAAGAGCGUUGAACUGCAGCCGUCCUUGGUCCAGAGCUACAUCAAGCGUGCUAGCCUGCACCUCGAACUCGGAAACAAGGAUGCCGCUGCCGAUGACUUCGAACUCGCCAUCACCCACAACAAGGAUGACCCGGACAUCUACUACCACCGUGCCCAGCUUCAUUUCAUCCUCGGAGAAUUCGCCGAGGCUGCUAAGGAUUACCAGAAAUCCAUCGACCUCGACCGCACUUUCAUCUACUCCCACAUCCAGCUCGGUGUUACGCAGUACAAGAUGGGUUCGGUUGCGUCCGCCAUGGCUACCUUCAGAAGAUCUGUGAAGAACUUUGAGGAGGUUCCUGAUGUCUACAACUACUACGGUGAACUUCUGCUGGACCAGCAGAACUUCUCCGAGGCAAUUGAGAAAUUCGACAAGGCCGUGGAGAUGGAGAAGCAGAGCAAGCCGAUGGGAAUUAACGUUCUGCCUCUGAUCAACAAGGCGCUUGCUCUGUUCCAGUGGAAGCACGAUUUCCAAGAGGCCGAGAACCUCUGCCAGAAAGCCCUGAUCAUCGACCCCGAAUGCGAUAUUGCUGUAGGCACUAUGGCACAGCUUCUGCUGCAGCAGGGCAAGGUCUCUCAGGCUCUCAAGUACUUUGAGCGUGCUGCUGAACUUGCUCGCACAGAGGCGGAGAUUAUCAAUGCCAUCUCCUAUGCUGAAGCAACCCGCACACAGCUGGAAGUGCAGGAGAAGUACCCCCAGCUUGCUGCCCGCCUGCAAGGCAUGGGUGCUGGCUUCGCCCCCCCUCCCUCCUUGUAAACUGAGUCUUGACAUCUCCUUUCAAGAGUCAAGACACCAAAAGACGUGUAUGACCUAAUCUCUCACUCAUUUUCUUCUCUCUUGGAUUCUAAUGGUUGAAGAGUUGCAGGCGAAAGCUCAUCUUCGCCUGAUCGGCUCUGGUAUGUGCAUGGGCGCCUGAGCUGUUCAUCUCUGUGUGUAUUUACUAUAAGGAUUUUUUUUUUUUGGUUUGAUGUCCGAGUUUCUCUUCACCGAUAUACUGUCUAUCUCCUACUUCUGCUGCGACCGUGUUUUCUUUUUUGUUCCUUUGUUUUUUUUUUUUUUCUUUUGAUAUGAUGCUUUUUUUUUCAUGUUUGUCUUCCAGCCCCCUCAAUUUUUCUGGCAGGUGCACACUGGGCUGUUUUGUCAAGAAAUGCGGACAUGAUGAGAGAAGU
Messenger RNA from Aspergillus ibericus CBS 121593, 2430 nucleotides. It is a transcript of the gene tom70, whose product is annotated as putative mitochondrial outer membrane translocase receptor (TOM70). NCBI's taxonomy places the organism in Eukaryota, Fungi, Ascomycota, Eurotiomycetes, Eurotiales, Aspergillaceae. Gene Ontology annotation, cellular component: mitochondrial outer membrane. The transcript has 6 exons. Gene Ontology annotation, biological process: intracellular protein transport. Gene Ontology annotation, molecular function: protein-transporting ATPase activity; protein binding. Bases 128 to 2017 code for a protein of 629 amino acids. The record is from RefSeq and is a predicted model, not a curated record.